Molecule: messenger RNA, 509 nt
Organism: Drosophila grimshawi
Lineage: Eukaryota; Metazoa; Arthropoda; Insecta; Diptera; Drosophilidae
Gene: Vha14-2
Product: V-type proton ATPase subunit F
Exons: 4
Coding region: 58-432 (124 amino acids)
Biological process (GO): proton transmembrane transport
Cellular component (GO): proton-transporting V-type ATPase, V1 domain; membrane
Molecular function (GO): proton-transporting ATPase activity, rotational mechanism
Source: RefSeq, a predicted model, not a curated record
CGAGUAUUAAAUUAAUCUGAAUUCUUCUGUUACAAGGUUGCAGUGAAGACAAAAAUUAUGUCAAAAAAUUAUUUAGAGCAGGGCAAACUGAUGGCUGUCAUCGGCGAUGAGGACACCUGUGUUGGAUUUCUGCUUGGCGGCAUUGGUGAAGUUAACGACGAGCGUCAGCGCAACUUUAUGGUCGUCGAAAAGGGCACAAGCGUCACUGAAAUUGACAAAUGCUUCAAGCGCUUUUUGGCUCGUGAAGAUGUUGCCAUUAUAAUGAUCAAUCAGGUAUAUGCUGACAUGAUACGUCCCACCAUCGAUAAUCAUUUGUUGGCAGUGCCCACUGUGCUGGAGAUACCCUCAAAGCAGCUUGCCUACGAUGCCGGCAAGGACUCCAUCCUGAAGCGUGCGAGUGGCAUUCUGAAGCCGAUUGUGCGUCGUCGCUAACAGCAUUCCAGAUCAUAUUAUAUGCAUUACUUUGUAAUAAAUAUGAAGGUGCGGCUUACGCCACUGGCUCUAAAAGG